GCGGCGUGCAGCGCGACGGCGGAGCUGGAAGGCCUCGCCGAGUACGAUGGUUGCUGCCCCUCGGUGCGCUCAGCCUUUCUUUCCAGGCCCGCCUCCCGCCUCCAGCCUCGAAUUUCCUUUUUUGCUCACAAUUUCCCCCGGCCCUCUGAGUGCGCUUUCUUUUUUCGGGAAGCGGGGAGUGGAGAAGGAGGAUACAAAAGGCUCCAGGUGCUAGGCAAAGAUGGAGGAAGGCUCCCAGGCCCCGGACUGGGACAGUGAUGAGACGGUGAUAGACGAGUCGGUGACGGAAAGUGACCUGGAAGAAGAGGAGCUGCCCUGGAGAAGGUUGCUCUUUGAUGAAGACACAUCUCUUAGAUCUGAGUUCAGUCUCCAUCCUGGUAUAAGUGGAAGGUGCAAAGGCAAACUUUCUCCUGAGAUUCAACUUGGGUUUAAACUGAGAGAUAAUCCCCAAGAGCAAGUGGGUAAAAAUAAGAUAAUGCCUCUUAAUGACAAGGCAGUCUUACAGCAACCUCAAGAUGAAAGGGAACAAAGUCAAGCUCUAUUCCAGCAUGGAAAAAGUUUUCCAGUGGUCACUGAGUCAUUUCCCCAGGCUGAACUUUCACUGAACCACCGAAGCAUUCAAGGGCCUGAGGCUGAAAAUCCUGAAAUUUUACCACACCCAGAAAAGACUCUAGAAGAUCCAAAUCCAUUUGGAUUGCAAACUUCAGUUCAUCACAAUGUCACCACUUGUGAUUCACUAUUAAAUAAUAAGGAAAAUUCACAAUCAUUGGAAAAUAGGUCUGACCAGGACACUCUGUGCGUGUUGAGGAGAUCAUCCAGACUGAAAGCAGGAAGAGAUGCAAAGCACACAGAUGACAUGUAUAAGAUGCCAGAAAAGAUUUUACAAAAGAUACUUGUCUGUGAGGAUCAAACAAAUAAGAAGUCCUCAACUAAGAAUUUCAGAAUGCAGGAUCCUGCUUUAAUGAUUAAAGGUAAAAGGAAGAAUAUGCAUUCAGCCAGACUCAAGAGUGGAAAACAGAUCAGAAAAAACAGAAAACUUGCUGGAAAAAAUGGAAAAAUGAAGAUGAAUGAAAUACCUCUUUCUAACAUUAACCGUAGAAACAUUUUUGGAGAGAACUUACUGUAUCAGGCUGCUCUGCACAAUGACCCUGACCUUGUUCAUCAUUUUAUAGUAAAAGGGGGAAAUGUUAAUCAACAAAGUUAUGCUGGUUGGACAGCACUUCAUGAAGCUAGUGUAGGAGGAUUUUAUCAGACAGCAAGUGAACUAUUAAAAGGUGGAGCCGAUGUAAAUAUCAAAGGAAUGUACCAGAUCACUCCCCUACACGAUGCUGUCAUAAAUGGACGUUAUCAGGUGGCAGCGUUACUUCUUUUGAAUGGAGCUGAUCCCUUACUUAGAAGUGACAAUGGAAAGUGUGCUUUGGAUGAGGCCAAAGAUUCACGUAUGAAGCGUCUCCUUGAGAAAUAUAUUCCUAAACACCAAAAACAUCUUACAUCAGCUCAAAAGAACAGCACUGACCUAUCAAACAUAGAGGAUGUACACCAGCACAAGAAACCAAAAUUCAGUUCUAAAAAUCUCAUUGGGUUUGUUUGUGAUGAAAAUUCCAACAGACAGAAAUCAGAAGAUGUAAAAGUUGAUAAAGGAAGCAAAGAAGGCUUAUUUAUAAAUAAAGAUGUAUAUGAACAUUACCGAAGACAUUCCAAAGACACAAAAUUUGGCAAAUCCAUGCAUAAGCAAUCAGCUCUUAACCAAAUACACUCUAUUAGAGGACUCAGAAAAGACAGUCUCCAGGAUAUCAAAGGUCCUAGCACAAAUGUGUCUAAAGCCAGAGGAAGAAGAAACACAUGGCAUAAAAGAACUCAAGUGGAUGAUGCAAAACAAGAAAGCAUUCCAAGAAAGACAGUCGCUGUUUCUUCUUCCAGAAGAAUAAGUAGAUUGGUCACUGGUCAACAAGAUAUUCUCCAAGGCUUUGCUGACCUUCCAGAAAAGUCACAUAAAGUUUUUAGCCUAGCUCCAUCAAGCCUGAAAAAUGAAUUAGGUAAUAGUAUGGAGGCUUGUUCAGUUCUCAAAGAGACACAUAUCCACAGCCUGGAUUUAUCAGAUAAUCAGGAAACAAAAUGCUUGGAAUCCACUCAUGGAGCUGAAGCUGUUUUUUUCUCAGGAUUUUCCUUACAGAAAGAAAUCAAGUUACCACUUGUUACUACACAUCAGCAGCCUGACACUCACCAAGAACAACAGCACAUUAGCCCUCCUCAUGAAAAUAGUAACUUGGGUCAAAAAGGUGAGAGCCUUAAUGAGUGGGAAAAUUCUUUCGCAUCCUUUAUAAAGGAAAAUCUUAGUGAUGAUGAUGAUUGCUAUAUCUCUGAGAAGACUAUAACACCUAAAAAAGUGGUAUGUUCUACGGGUUGCAAAAACCACUAUAAUUGUGAAGAGAAUAUAACAAAUAGAGAAGAAAUGGAUUUUCAACAGGUUUUCCCUUCUGAAGACCAUAUUUCACAGGAAAAUAAGUUAAAAGCUUGCAGUCUAACCAUAUUUCCACAACAGGAAGCUGUUGAUUUUUCUGAGUCAGAUAAUACAAUAGGUCCUGAACAACAUGUUGCAAAUUACGGACGAUGCACAUAUGAAACUUCUUUUGAUCAUUCACAUGGCAGUCCAGAGCUUUGUCCAGGAACAUUUUCAACACAGGGAACUUCAAAGUUGACUAGUCAUGUGGAGCUAUUCAAAAGGCCUCAAGAUCCUUUAAUGGAUCAAACAGAUACGCAUACUGUGGAAAAGGUAAAUGAAGGAGAAGACGCUAAAAGGGAUUACAACGAUGAAAGUCAAAAACCAAGUUCUUCCAAAGGGCCUUUGUCUGCAGUUGUUAAUUCUCAUGUAAUAGAAACAACUACAGUUGAAAAAAGGAAACAAGAUAUUCCAGAAAACAAAACCAUACAUAAUAUAAUUUUUUAUUCUGCCGACAAUAUUAAUAAGGAAUUGACCAAUGUCUCACAACUUAGACAAAAAGAAGAGAAAGAAAUGUCUCAUAUGCCAGGUGAGAAAUUAACUAAUAUCAAUGGAGAUGAAAACUCUGUGAGAAACGUUGAGAAAAAAGAAAAAACAGAUUCUGAAAUUCACAUGUCUACUGGUAUCCAGAAACACAAAAAAGUCCGGAAUUUGAGAAAAAGACAAAAUUUCUUGAAAGCUACCUGCAGCCAAGAAAUGAAAACAGCUGGAAUCAAUAAGAGGCAUGCCAGAAGGGAAAGCCGGCUUCAUUUGGCAGCCACAAGAGGAAAUUUGUCUCUGGUGAAGGCUCUAAUAGAAUCUGGAGCAGAUGUGAAUGUAAAAGAUAAUGCAGGUUGGACACCACUCCAUGAGGCAUCUAGUAAGGGAUCUAAUGAUAUAAUUGUAGAGUUGUUAAAAGCUGGUGCUAAUGUUAAUUGUGAAAAUCUAGGUGGGAUUCUGCCCUUACAUGAUGCUGCCUCCAGCAGUCAUUUAAAGGCAGCUGAGAUUCUACUACAACAUGGAGCAAACCCAAAUCAAAAGAAUCAAAAGCAAAAUACUGCUUUGGAUGAAGCAGAUGAUGAAAAAACGAAAGAGCUGCUGAAAUCUUAUGAUGCUGUUAAGACUGAUAAUAGAGACGAAAGUAAUGCUACAGUCACUGUCAAAAUUCCUGCUGCCCGACCAAAAAGACAUAAACAGUGUUUUAGUGACGACUGCAAAAGUGUUGAUCCACCUUUUCUUUCACACAGAGAAAAAACAAGAGAAAGCCAUCCUGUGCAUCAUACCAUCAGUGCCAUUCUACAAGACAUAGAAGAAAAACAAGAAAAUUUACUAGAAUUUGAAAUAAGAACCCCUGAAGAUGCAGAACAAUACAUUGAAAAGAUGUUAGAGAUAAAAGAGGUUAUGGAUAAUGUGCUUGCCAAACAGAAGGCAGAAAGGGAUGAUCUGGCUAAAAAAUACAGAGUGUCCAUAGAAUCAUUUAAGCAAGGAGUCCUCAGAGAACAACUGGCUAAUUUGGCCACAAGACAGAAGAGCCUUUUAGUUGUGGCAAAAAAACAGAAAAAAAUUAGCCAGAAAAUUCAAAACUAUAAAAACAUUACAUCUGCGUCUGGUCCUGGUUUGAAGAGGCUGCCAUCCAGCUCAGAAAUCUCUAGUGAAAAGGACAGCCAAAGGCUUACCAGUCUGGGAAAUUCAGUGCAGCCCCAUUCAGGUUCAUGUUCUCCUGUCAGCCUUAUUUGUGGAAGCAUACAGGAAACACAGUCAUCUCUGGAAAUGUGGAAUGGCAGCCAAAAUACCAACACUUGUGUAAAUUUAGAGACAGUGAGAAGGGAAGAAUUUUUUGGAAAUGAGCUGAAUUCUAAACAGAAUGUCAAUGACUGUACCUUGGAUGGGUUAUCAAAAUCCAGACAUUCAGAUGGCACUAAGAAGAUUAAAUUACCAUCCCAGCCUGUUGCUUUUCUUGCUCAAGCAGAAUAUUCACAAAAAGAAAAUGAUCUUACAGAAACUCCAGCCAAAGGGAAUGAAUCUUACAGUAGUCCUUCAGCAGUAACUGGCACAUUAAAUAUUUCAGAGACUACAAGCAGACUUGCCGAAAAUGAUGCCCAUCUAUCAACUGUUAUUUGCGAUCAGGCUCCUACCAAUUGUGAUCCGAAAAGAGGAAACAGGAAAAUAGCUUCCCAGCAGCCACCUAGGGGGACAUUAGAAUUCUCGGCACACCAAGGGACUGAUGCCUUAGGCAGUACUACUGGGCAUCAGAUGAAAUCAUAUCUUAAAAAAUCAGUUUUUCCUGUUCCCCAUGCUCAUGAUGGUGAGAGCUCCUAUUCCUUGGGAUCUGGCCGUCAACAUAUUAUAAAAAAGCCUUUAAACAAUAGCACAGCUCCCAGAAAGAAAUGUAUGCAGAUAAAAGAUCUGAUAUUACUAGGAAGAAUUAAUCCAGGAAAUAACAUUCUGGAAUUCAAAACACAGGAGACUACUCACAAAGCCAGUGUUUUAUUGAGUGGUAAAAUUAAGGUAGAAAAUGGUCAGAUUUAUCAAAAUCCAGUCACCUGGCUCAAGGAUCUUCUAGGAGACGACAGUUACGUGACUUGGAAUUAUGCUUGGAGUAAGGUAACAUAUCUGGGGAAAGAGCUUGUAAAGUAUGUUUCUGAGGAAAUACCCGUACCCUCAGAGCCAAACAUGGCGCCUCAGCAACAUCAACCUUGUCUUCCAGGAACUUCCAGAGAGUCAAUGCAAAGCAUCCCACAUUAUCUACAAAUAAAAGAAGUUCUAUUAAUCAGCGAUCAAGAAUUUCUCCCAUGCCAUAUAAUGGAUCAACAUUGGAAGUUCUAUGUGGAAUGCGAAGAGCUAACAUUCUAAAACCUUGUUUUCUUAAUAAUUUAAUAGGUAUUUGUUCAUAUUAUUAAGCCACAUUCAUAUUUUAUCUUAUAUGGGCGCGAGGGCCUAUUUUAAUACACGCUUUAUGAGUUGCUACUUAAGAUGUGUGUUUACUAUUGUAAGAAAAAAUAGAACUCAAACUACUGUAGUUAGAUAAAAUACUUUUUUGCCAUUGUAAUAAAGGCGUUUUUGAAUUAAA
Panthera uncia (snow leopard) is the source of this 5549-nucleotide messenger RNA. It is a transcript of the gene ANKRD31, whose product is annotated as ankyrin repeat domain 31. Gene Ontology annotation, molecular function: protein binding. NCBI's taxonomy places the organism in Eukaryota, Metazoa, Chordata, Mammalia, Carnivora, Felidae. The coding region runs from base 221 to 5332 and encodes 1703 amino acids. The record is from RefSeq and is a predicted model, not a curated record. The transcript is spliced from 24 exons.